AAUGAACUUUUAUUUACAUCCUUAUUUAAAAAUAAAAAAUAACACUUUUGUUUACAUCCAUUCACCUUAAAAGACAAACUACAUUUAAGCCAAGGAUACCACGUACAACUAACAAAAAAAUAUGAUCCAAUCAUAUCUAAGAUCUACAAAGAAUAAAUCAAAUUACUAAGCAAUUUUUUAGUUACCUUAUGAAAAACAAUGAAUAAAAUUCAAAUUACUUCUGUUUUUGUUUUACUAUUACUUUCUCAUCCUAUUACUUUAUCAAAAGCGUUUGACGUUUCUGAAGGAAAUGGUGUAAAUUCUAUUGUAACAUCUCUUCUUAUUAGUUCUUGGGAUAAGGUUAAAUACCUUUUGCAGGAGGUGCAAAACAAAUAUUUACCUCCCAAUUUGGAUUUCAGGAUCCAAGAGAAAGAUGGAGCUGAUGAAUUUGAAAGCCACGAUUCGAGCAAACGAAUAAGAACGGCAGCAAAGAAGAGUUUCAAAGAAGGGGAAGCAACCCUGGAAAAAACAGCUGAAUCCGCAGCCACGGUAAUGGAUCAUGCAAUGCACAAGGCAAAGGAUAAGGUGGAAAACAAAUUUUCUCAUCAUAGACAUGGAAGAGAAGCUGAUGAUGAACUAUAAAUUCAUAAUCAAUUUAAUUUAAUUAAUUUUCUAGCUAUAAUCUUAUUAAUUUCUUUUCCAUGCAUUGUUUUUACCAUAACAUUAUGUAUGUAAC
Molecule: messenger RNA, 715 nt
Organism: Chenopodium quinoa (quinoa)
Lineage: Eukaryota; Viridiplantae; Streptophyta; Magnoliopsida; Caryophyllales; Amaranthaceae
Exons: 2
Coding region: 199-621 (140 amino acids)
Source: RefSeq, a predicted model, not a curated record